Molecule: messenger RNA, 2355 nt
Organism: Schistocerca cancellata (South American locust)
Lineage: Eukaryota; Metazoa; Arthropoda; Insecta; Orthoptera; Acrididae
Exons: 1
Coding region: 1-2355 (784 amino acids)
Source: RefSeq, a predicted model, not a curated record
AUGCAACAAAGGAGGAAGGGUGAAAUUUUUACAUCGAGUAGCUCUUCACCUGCCUGCCCCUCUUCCCCUGCCUGCCCCCUCUUCCCCUGCCUGCCCCCUCUUCCCCUGCCUGCCCCCUCUUCCCCUGCCUGCCCCCUCUUCCCCUGCCUGCCCCCUCUUCCCCUGCCUGCCCCCUCUUCCCCUGCCUGCCCCCUCUUCCCCUGCCUGCCCCUCUUCCCCUGCCUGCCCCUCUUCCCCUGCCUGCCCCUCUUCCCCUCCAGCCCUCUUCCCCUGCCUGCCCCCUCUUCCCCUGCCUGCCCCCUCUUCCCCUGCCUGCCCCCUCUUCCCCUGCCUGCCCCCUCUUCCCCUGCCUGCCCCCUCUUCCCCUGCCUGCCCCCUCUUCCCCUGCCUGCCCCCUCUUCCCCUGCCUGCCCCCUCUUCCCCUGCCUGCCCCCUCUUCCCCUGCCUGCCCCCUCUUCCCCUGCCUGCCCCCUCUUCCCCUGCCUGCCCCCUCUUCCCCUGCCUGCCCCCUCUUCCCCUGCCUGCCCCCUCUUCCCCUGCCUGCCCCCUCUUCCCCUGCCUGCCCCCUCUUCCCCUGCCUGCCCCCUCUUCCCCUGCCUGCCCCCUCUUCCCCUGCCUGCCCCCUCUUCCCCUGCCUGCCCCCUCUUCCCCUGCCUGCCCCCUCUUCCCCUGCCUGCCCCCUCUUCCCCUGCCUGCCCCCUCUUCCCCUGCCUGCCCCCUCUUCCCCUGCCUGCCCCCUCUUCCCCUGCCUGCCCCCUCUUCCCCUGCCUGCCCCCUCUUCCCCUGCCUGCCCCCUCUUCCCCUGCCUGCCCCCUCUUCCCCUGCCUGCCCCCUCUUCCCCUGCCUGCCCCCUCUACCCCUGCCUGCCCCCUCUUCCCCUGCCUGCCCCCUCUUCCCCUGCCUGCCCCCUCUUCCCCUGCCUGCCCCCUCUUCCCCUGCCUGCCCCCUCUUCCCCUGCCUGCCCCCUCUUCCCCUGCCUGCCCCCUCUUCCCCUGCCUGCCCCCUCUUCCCCUGCCUGCCCCCUCUUCCCCUGCCUGCCCCCUCUUCCCCUGCCUGCCCCCUCUUCCCCUGCCUGCCCCCUCUUCCCCUGCCUGCCCCCUCUUCCCCUGCCUGCCCCCUCUUCCCCUGCCUGCCCCCUCUUCCCCUGCCUGCCCCCUCUUCCCCUGCCUGCCCCCUCUUCCCCUGCCUGCCCCCUCUUCCCCUGCCUGCCCCCUCUUCCCCUGCCUGCCCCCUCUUCCCCUGCCUGCCCCCUCUUCCCCUGCCUGCCCCCUCUUCCCCUGCCUGCCCCCUCUUCCCCUGCCUGCCCCCUCUUCCCCUGCCUGCCCCCUCUUCCCCUGCCUGCCCCCUCUUCCCCUGCCUGCCCCCUCUUCCCCUGCCUGCCCCCUCUUCCCCUGCCUGCCCCCUCUUCCCCUGCCUGCCCCCUCUUCCCCUGCCUGCCCCCUCUUCCCCUGCCUGCCCCCUCUUCCCCUGCCUGCCCCCUCUUCCCCUGCCUGCCCCCUCUUCCCCUGCCUGCCCCCUCUUCCCCUGCCUGCCCCCUCUUCCCCUGCCUGCCCCCUCUUCCCCUGCCUGCCCCCUCUUCCCCUGCCUGCCCCCUCUUCCCCUGCCUGCCCCCUCUUCCCCUGCCUGCCCCCUCUUCCCCUGCCUGCCCCCUCUUCCCCUGCCUGCCCCCUCUUCCCCUGCCUGCCCCCUCUUCCCCUGCCUGCCCCCUCUUCCCCUGCCUGCCCCCUCUUCCCCUGCCUGCCCCCUCUUCCCCUGCCUGCCCCCUCUUCCCCUGCCUGCCCCCUCUUCCCCUGCCGGCCCCCUCUACCCCCGCCCGCGCCCUCUACCCCCGCCCGCGCCCUCUACCCCCGCCCGCGCCCUCUUCCCCCGCCCGCCCCCUCUUCCCCCGCCCGCCCCCUCUUCCCCCGCCUGCCCCCUCUUCCCCCGCCCGCCCCCUCUUCCCCCGCCCGCCCCCUCUUCCCCCGCCCGCCCCCUCUUCCCCCGCCCGCCCCCUCUUCCCCCGCCCGCCCCCUCUUCCCCCGCCCGCCCCCUCUUCCCCCGCCCGCCCCCUCUUCCCCCGCCCGCCCCCUCUUCCCCCGCCCGCCCCCUCUUCCCCCGCCCGCCCCCUCUUCCCCCGCCCGCCCCCUCUUCCCCCGCCCGCCCCCUCUUCCCCCGCCCGCCCCCUCUUGCCCCGCCCGCCCCCUCUUCCCCCGCCCGCCCCCUCUUGCCCCGCCCGCCCCCUCUUGCCCCGCCCGCCCCCUCUUGCCCCGCCCGCCCCCUCUUCCCCCGCCCGCCCCCUCUUGCCCUGUUGCCCUGCCUCCACCCCCUCUUGCCCUGCCUCCUCCACUCCCUCCAUGUGUGUGUGUCAGGCAAUGA